Molecule: messenger RNA, 1608 nt
Organism: Australozyma saopauloensis
Lineage: Eukaryota; Fungi; Ascomycota; Pichiomycetes; Serinales; Metschnikowiaceae
Exons: 1
Coding region: 1-1608 (535 amino acids)
Source: RefSeq, a predicted model, not a curated record
AUGUCCAAAAUAGACCAGCUCUUGGUUCUUGCAGACUCUAUUACCACCAGUAGCGAGGUGCUCCUCAAUAGGGUAAAUGAGCUGAACCUGGUAGUGUCGCUGUUGAUGGAUAUCCACCACUCUAUCAUUUCGGCAGAUACAGAGAUCGAUAACUACACCCAGCUCAUCUCACGAAACAACAGCUAUCUCAACGAGAUGCAGAAGCUCCAUGAGAAAUCUUACUUUCUAGAAGUGAACAUGCCAUCUAAUGACAUUUAUACCAAUGAGACGUCAUACUCGAACUUGUACAAGGAAUACACAUACUUGUGGCGGAACUUUGGCUUUGACAAUCUAAAUUUUGCAGCAGAAGAGGAUGAUGUACCAGAGCCAGAGCAAAGGUCCCGAUUGAAUCAUAUGCUUUCCAUUCUGAACCUCAAUUUGAAGCCACUACGGUGCAAAUCCACGAAGGUGGAGAAGAAGAAGUCGCGGUACAGACUUAGCGGAGCCUUCAAUUUCAAUCCUUUGGCACCGAAUCUUCCUCCAAUUCCUGACUUGCAACAGAAGGAAACUCUUCAAGCAAUUUCUGAAAGUGGCUCAUCCAGGUAUGUUCUGAACGCAUCCUCGUCAGAUAUCUCGAGCAUCAUGGACGAAAGGCCCCAUCGUGACUCUAUAGCAUCGACGCAUUCCUUCGGUCUACAUCGAGGAAGUAACGUUGAGAAUCAUCAAGAUGCAAAUCUGCCUUUAACCUUGGAUUCUUUCACUGGAAUUAACAUCGAUGAAUUCGACAUGAGUAGUGUUCAACACCUGGACUUUGACUACGACUCAUAUAGUCCAGAUCGAAAUUUUGAUAACUUCAACGAAUUCUUGCGGAAGAGUAGGAUUGACCUCCAGGGCCAGCUCCCAACUUUGAAGAAGUCGGUUUCGUACGAGUCAGUGUUUUCAGCGCCAGUAACCCUCACAGUUGAAGCACCAAAAAAGUUUCACAAUCCGGUUGACAUUUUGUACACACAAAAGCGAGAAACGCUGACUCAACAAACGGUAGAGGCCAUCUACUCACUGCCAUUUGACGCCCCACUGAAUUUCAAGGAGCUUUCCAAAAAAUUACUUAUAAAAAAGUCUGAUCCAAUAGAAAUUGGAAUACCACCGCAUACGGACACAACCACAGCAACCUUGACACCAACACGCAAAUCUAGUUAUGGUUUGUUUCAACUAAUGAAUUCACCCUUAGGUUCUCCACGAGGUCUAAAAGACUCUCAGUUUGCACAGAGCCUAAAACCGGAACAACAAGAUCGCAAGGGUAGUAUCGAUUCAAUAAGCAAGUCGCUAGCCACCAGUUUCUUGAACUUGGUGGGCACUUCGCCCAUUGCCUUGAAUACAAUUUCUUCCGUACCAUGUUCGACGCAUUCACCACCUGAAAAGAUAAAGAAGAUGAAAAAAGACUUGAAAGAGCCCAUCUCUGUGAACAACGAUUUCAUGGCAAAACGUCGUCCGCCCCUAGAUAGGGAAAAAUGCACAAAAGCCCCUGUGAAAUCACCACUCUUUCGCAAAGAAUGUACAAAGCCUCCUAUUUUGUCGCUGAUGAAGACGGAUUUGCUCAAAGAUGCCUUCAAAGAAUCGCUCUUUUUUUAA